Molecule: messenger RNA, 787 nt
Organism: Suncus etruscus (white-toothed pygmy shrew)
Lineage: Eukaryota; Metazoa; Chordata; Mammalia; Eulipotyphla; Soricidae
Gene: ACYP1
Product: acylphosphatase 1
Exons: 3
Coding region: 124-591 (155 amino acids)
Molecular function (GO): acylphosphatase activity
Source: RefSeq, a predicted model, not a curated record
CUUGGCCUAGUGGCCCGCCAACCCUGCCAUUGCGUCCAGCCCUGCCCUGGAGGAUCAGGGUUGGGGAGUGUGGGGGAAAACAAGAGCGGCUUCUUUGGGGUUCGGUCAGAUCAUCUGAGAACGAUGCUCGCAGACUCUGAAGGGUGCCCCUUUCUGGCAAUGGACGGAGCCCCCAGAUGUGAUCACCACUCCUGCAACUCCUUUCCACUGUCUGCCCAUUUUUCUGCAGUGUGCAUGCUGAUAGCCUUUCAGUGCACCCUCAGCCACUUUGCACAGGCCCCAGGUGUGAGCAUGGCCGAGGGGGACACCCUGAUAUCAGUGGAUUAUGAAGUGUUUGGGAAGGUGCAAGGGGUGUUUUUCCGCAAGUACACUCAGGCUGAGAGUAAAAAGCUAGGAUUGGUAGGCUGGGUCCAGAACACCGACCAGGGCACAGUGCAAGGACAAUUACAAGGUCCCACCUCCAAAGUGCGUCAUAUGCAGCAGUGGCUUCAGAAGAAAGGAAGUCCCAAAUCCCACAUUGAGAGAGCAAAUUUCGACAACGAGAAAGUCAUCUCAGAGUUGGAUUACUCAGAUUUCCAAAUUGUGAAAUAAUGACCUAAAUCAAAAAUUUCUAGGAGAAACUCAGUGGUUUGGUUUUGUUGUUGUUAAUAGAAUAAAUAUUCUGUGUUCAGAAUUUGAAUUUGUCAGUAAGUUAUUUUAAUAUCAUAUUUGAAUGUUACUGUAUGCCCUGUCAUAUAAGAUUACAUCUAUACACAAUUCUUAUCAAUAAAGCCACAUUGGGACACUC